This is a messenger RNA of Musca domestica (house fly), 4008 nucleotides long. RefSeq names its product brain-specific angiogenesis inhibitor 1-associated protein 2 (gene IRSp53). The record is from RefSeq and is a predicted model, not a curated record. Gene Ontology annotation, biological process: positive regulation of actin filament polymerization; plasma membrane organization; actin crosslink formation. The transcript is spliced from 12 exons. Bases 178 to 3606 code for a protein of 1142 amino acids. Gene Ontology annotation, cellular component: nucleoplasm; cytosol. NCBI's taxonomy places the organism in Eukaryota, Metazoa, Arthropoda, Insecta, Diptera, Muscidae. Gene Ontology annotation, molecular function: protein binding.
CCGAAAUAAAGUUAAAAAAAAUCCAAAAAAAGUUUUCCAUGAAAAUUUAGAACAAAAAAAAGUUAAAACUUAAAAUCCACCUCCGCUUGACUUUGCAGAGCAAGUUGAAAUAUUAAGCAUCCGAAACAUCAUAACUAUCAGCUCAAAUAAUCAACGUAACAACGAAACCGCAGCAACAUGGAGUCCGAGGAAAUAACAAAAAUGGUCGAUGGGGUGUAUAAGAACAUCUUGGAGAAAUUCAACCCCGGAGCUCGACAAUUAAUCACUGCCGGCAAAGGUUAUCUAAAGUCAUUACAUGGUGCUGCAACAUCAGCGCGCGUAUUCAAUGAAGCUUUAGCCAAGAUUGCCAUGAAUGCUCAACACAGUGGAACUGGAGAUAUAGGUGCGGCUCUACUCAGUGUUGUCAGUGUCUACAAAGAAAUCCAAGAACAACAAAUGAACAUUCUCAAAGCCUUUUAUGUGGAUCUAUUAGUGCCAUUAGAAACCAAUUUGGAAAAGGAUACAAAAGUCGUCCAACACGAACAGAAGAAAUUCUUGCAGCAGCACAAAGUGCGCAUGGAAUCGUUUCAGAAGGCCGUCACAACGAUGAAGAAGCAGCGCAAAAAAAAAGCUAGUCCCGAAAAUACGGAAAAGGAAUUAAGGUCCUUGCAAAUCUUGGAAGACCAAAAGAAAAAAUUGGAUGCAUUUUGCGAGCAAAGCUAUAAAAAUGCCAUGACUCAAGAACGACGUCGUUAUGGUUUCGUUUUGGAGCGCCAAUGUUCGAUAGCCAAACACUGGAUGGCCUAUCACAGCACCGGCAAACAGGUAAUCGAUAAUCAUUUGGAAAAUUGGCAAGACAUUGCGGCCUCUCGAGAGGUCUUGCCCAGCACCGUGUACGAUGGUAAUUCGCUGUUGGUCGGCAAUAAAAGAUUGGAACGUCUUAAGGAUGCCGAAGAUUCCCAUGCCAAUGGCUCGUCAUCGAAUUUAUUGAAGAAGUCACGCAGUGUUGAUGCUCCGUUCGGAGAUAUGCGCAGUUUGCACGAGACUCACGUACCGUUCACACAGAACUCUUUGCCACGUGCCAAAUCCGAUUUCAAUUUGAACAGUUCGGCCAAUUCGAAUGGUGGCAGUGCCAAUAUGCAGGGUAAUGACCACACCGACAAUGGCCACUGGGACCAGCGUACUGUGGUCAAGGCCCUCUAUGCCUACAUGCCCUCGGGUGAGAAUCAAUUACCCUUCGAAGAAGGCGAUCGCAUUGCCCUGGUGGGAAGCAAGGCCAAAGGUUGGCAAUUCGGUGAGAAUUUGCGUACCCAAAUGUUCGGUUGGUUCCCCAUAGCCUACACGAAUGCCGAACUGAUGUUGGAGAGCAAAAUGAAAAUGGACCGAGAUCAACAGCAUGGCGGUCGGUCAGAACGUUUUGAGAAUAUGCACUACGAACGUCAUGGUGGUGGUGGCAAUGGCGCCCAAUCAUUGCGCAAUAGUUAUCACGAAUCGUAUGGCAUGGAUUCGCAACAGGAAAUGGACAGUGAUGCCACCUAUCGUCGUCCCGAGCGGGCCGAGGAAUCAUCACCGACUCGAAUGUUUGGUGAUACCUACAGGAAUCAGAAGAAGUAUCGCCCCUCGGCAGCCGGCAAUCCCCGUCCCGGGCCACCACCCACACUGCCCGCCCCCGUACCCUCGGCCUCGAAUGGCGGUCGCAUGCUGAAUUCAUCACAAAGUUUUUGUGCUCCCAAUGGCAGCCAGAUGGCCAUUGAGAGACGCAAACAGAAAUUACAAAACGGCAAUCAAAUGAAUCAUCAAUCAUCCAUGAAUCAAAUGAAACCAGCUGCUGCUGCCAAAACAUCCCUGCACAGCAGCAAUGACAGUGGCUUUGCCAAUGAGCCACCACCACAGCCGGAAGUGGAUUAUUCCGAUGAUGAUCAGCCAACUAGUCGAGUACCCAUACGACGUCGCGCCGACACAAACUCACACAUUUCGACUAAUCGUGAGGUGGCCUCUUGGACUUUGAAUCGCAAUUUCCGCAGCAGCAUUGAUAGUCAAAUCGAUGAUCGCAGUUUGAAGACCCUGAAUCGCAAUUCGAUGGGAAAAAUGCGCUACGAUUUAAUUGCAAGUGACGAUGAAAUCUUGCAGGCCUCUUCGGGUGGCAUAAAACGCACAAAAUCUUUUUGGAAAUUCGGUGGAGGACGCCACGAGGAUAUUUUGGCUGGCAUGUCACUGUGGCAACAUCGUGAUUUGGUGGCCACACCCAAUGUUGAUGAGUUACGCGAUGAGGGUUAUCGCACCACCAGCAGUAAAAUGGAAAGUGAAAAGGAAAUGGACAACAAUGAUGGCACUCUGACUCUGACAAAAAACAAUUCGAAUCCCUCAAAUAGCUCCUCCCAUGAGAAGGCAGCUGGUAGGGUACGCAAAGAGAGUAUUACCAGCAUGGAGAUGUAUGAUGACGAUGAAAACAUCUAUGGUCUUACGCCCAUGGUUAGGGAGCCCAUGCUAAAUCGUAGUGUGGUGAAUAACAACUUUACGCCCAAGUCAAGAAUGAAAAUUAUGAAAACCAUUGAAAUUGACAUUGAAAAUCCGGGAGAAAAUGAACGGCUCAGUACCAUAAAACGAAAUCAAAAGGAAUAUCGUGAAUCGAUGAAUAAUCGCCAAUCCAUGAAUGAAUCGUCAAAACAGAAACAACAAAAUACCAUGAAUAAUCGCAAUUCCAUGGGAACGGGUGGCAACGCCAAGAAUAAAAUCACUGGAAAUGGUCAACAAAACAAGUCGGCCAAUUCAUCCAGUCAGAAUCGCAACAACAACAAUCAACAGGACAUGUUUCAUUCCACCGAGAGUGAGGCGGGAGAGAGUGAAUUGGAUAACGGUACCUUGAAGAUGAGUGAUGUCAAUAACUUUUUCGACAACAAUGGCAACUCUAUGGGCGUCGGCGUUGGUGGUGGCGGCGGCAUUAUUAUGAAAACCGUUAAACGCAAAGACAUACUCAAGCAAUACUACACCAGUGAAGAUGAUUCCGAUGAUCCGGAAAUAAAGUCAACCAGUUCCGAUCCCUAUGAUUGCAUUGUCAUCAACGAUCAUCUGGUGCGUCGCGAUGAAAAGCAGCGUCGAGCCAUGCAUGCCGCCCUACAGCAGGAACAUCAAAUGGAAUUUCAAACGUUCAGAGCCACCACCACAUCUUCCUCGGCCACGGCGUCGGGAAAUCAAAUGUCAAAUAACGGCACCUCGAAAAAGAAAUCAGAAAGACAAUCAGAACGCGAAAGAGAUGCCGAACGGCAUCAACGUUCAUCGAAACAAUAUCAACAACAACAGCAACAGGAGAGUCAACAGGAAAAUCAAAUGCGUCAAUAUGACGAUAGCACUUUGCGGCGACAUCAAUCCCAGUCGGCCCUGUCCACACCCACAGCCACAAUAUUGCCACGCACCCGACUCAUGAAAUCAUCGAACAUGUCCAGCAUGACAUUGGAACGCAAUUCGACGAGCAGUGCUGCCCAAAAGGCCCUGCUCAACAGUGAGAGAUCGGCGGCAGCGAGUGGUAGUGGUGGUAUGGAUAAACACUACGGUAAAACCUAUGGGCCAUGGUAUGAUUUUUGGGAUCAACCGGAACAGAGCGUGAAGUCGUCGAAUAAAAUGAAGUAGAUGAGAGAGGAGAAGAACGCGUGGUUAUGGAUUUCUUUUCCGCAGAAAGUGAGGUUAAGGUAGUAAACAAAGGAGAAAAUAUUUUAAUGGGUUUUCAAAUCAUAGUUAUCGGUAAAAUUUUCUGUAGAAAAUGAUGUUAUCGACAACUGUUUCUAUUGAAAUUGUUGUUAUCGACAACGGUUUCUAUGAAAAAUGUUGUUAUCGACAACGAUAUCUAUAGAAAAUGUUGUUAUCGAUAACUUUUUUUUAUAAAAAAUCUUGUUAUCGACAAUGAUUUCCAUAGAAAAUGUUGUUAUCGACAACGAUUUUUAUAGAAAAUGUUGUUAUCGGCAACGAUUUCUUUAGAAAAUGUUGUUAUCGGCAACAAUUUCUAUAAAAAAUUAUGUUAUCGACAACGAUUUC